Messenger RNA from Spirodela intermedia, 3108 nucleotides. The record is from the annotation of a GenBank genome assembly. Lineage: Eukaryota; Viridiplantae; Streptophyta; Magnoliopsida; Alismatales; Araceae.
AUGCCGGGAGUAUUGACGUGCAACGCUUGCAACAAGGAGUUCGAGGACGAGGUGGAACAGAAGCUCCAUUACAAGUCCGAUUGGCACCGGUACAAUCUUAAGCGGAAGGUAAUCUCCACACUUGCGUAAGAAAUUUUGGGGUAGGGGUAUGUCUAUUAGGCUCUUUUAGAUUUUUCUAGGGCUCUAGUUGUCCGUCUGUACUACAAUUAUCUUUGUUUUUGCAAAACCUAAUUCAACGAAGAACCGAUGAUUUGGGGCUUGACGCUGUAUCUGCUCCUUGUCCUUCGAAAGAAAAUUAAUCAUAAUGUGGUUUGAUUUCUUUCUUGAAAAUUUACGCGGUUUCUGAUGCUGAUUUUCUCUCCUCUUCUGUUGAAAUUUCAGUUUUCUUAUUCACCUUUUCUAUUCUCAGUAGAAUUUUUAUGAAUAUGGCUUUAAUCUGUAUAUGAGUUGUUGGAUUUAGAUUUUCCUAUAAAUCAUGCACAUGAAGCAUGAAUCCUCCUAUUCAGAUUUUCGUAUUGCGAGUUAAAUUUAUAAGGAUAAACGGCAUUAUAAUGGGUGUUUGAGAUAUAAAAAAGGCCCACUGUGGUAAAUGACCAUGCGGAAGAACUUGACGCAGCCCCAGACUAAACAGCGGGAUAGUCAUAAGAAAUCAGAAAAUUUAAUGAAGAUCUUAGUUAGGCUCUUGUCACCAUUCGAUAACAUUCUGGAUGUUUUGCCUAUGCUGCUAUGAUUUUUUACUUCUUUAAACCAGAUUGAACGGAUAACUGAGCAUUUGUGCUUUCCAGGCUGUCCAGCGUCUUCCCUUAUCUUAAAGUUUUUUAGUGGUAGGUUAUCCUGGAAAAUUCUAUGCACCUCCUUGGUAAAAUCUGCUGAAAGGGUUAGGGUUACGGUUCAAUAUUUCCGUGAAGAUUUUUUUUUCUUGUUUGAACAUCCUAUGCAUUCCUCACUUCAUUGGUAAAAUACGAAGGCUACAGAUACAAUCUGCUAAGGAGUCUAUCCCGCUGUGAGAAUUAUAUUUUUGUUGCCUGACUGACUGAACAUCAUUUUUGCCUCUAGUCAAUGACUUUGGCAAACAGGAGGGCAGUUUUCUUAUAAUGUUUCUUUGACUACUCCCGUUGUCCAACGCCCAAGGCGUUCACUUUAUUUUAAUUUUUUUUCGUGAUUUUUGUCGAUGAUUACUUUCAUACAUAUCAAUUAAAGGUGAUGGGAAAGCAUCACAGCUUUCGUGUCAUAAAAAAUAAUUUACUUUAGUUCAAGAUUAUCGUAUUUUUUAUUUUUAAAAUGUAUUCUUGCACUGGCUGAUAAGGAGGAGAUCUAAUCCGAUCUGGAUUAGGAAUGAAUCUGCUCCAUCCAGGAUCCAAUCCUUGAUGCUGUCUAUGAAGUAGACGGAAACACUUGGGUGCUUGUGUUUAUUUUUUCCGGUUUAUUGUUUCUUGCUGUUGUUACCUUAAUCUUGAAUUCUGUAAAUUAUUGUUUUUUCUAAGCUCGUAUUAUCAUUUUUUUCUCCUCAUCAGAUUGCAGAACUACCAGGAGUGACCGAGACGUUGUUCCAAGCUAGGCAGUUAGCUCUGGCUGAAGAAAAAAACAGGUCAAAUGCAACCCCCAUGUCAUAUAUUUGUGUACUCUGUGGAAAAGAGUACCGAAGUUCUAAGGCUCUUGAUCAACAUCUCAAAUCGAAAGCUCAUAUCGUGAAAGCUUCUCAAGGACCGAUGCCAGACUCUGAGAUGACAGCCGUUAAACCUCUUACGACCCGUUCAUCCAGCGGGCAUAGUCGUACAGGAAACCCCGCUCUUGAAAGAAGGGUAGAACUUGAUGACAACGAAGAGAGUGAAGACGAAUGGGUUGAGGUUGACUCGGCUGAUGAGUCUUUAAUGAAUCUGGACGUAGAUCAGCAUGUCGUUGAUGAGGAAGAAAAGGAAAUGGAGAUAGAUUUGGAUACUACUUGUUGUUUUAUUUGUGAUAUGAAGCAUGAAACAGUAGAAAGCUGCACGGUUCACAUGCACAAACAGCAUGGGUUCUUCAUUCCUGACAUUGAAUAUUUGAAGGACGCUAAUGGAUUCCUCACCUUUCUGGGUCUCAAGGUGGGUCUAUGUCCCAUUUCGAUGUUACUCUGUGUUGUGUAACGAAAACUUUCAUGCCAAAGCUCAUGUCUCUUUCCGUUUCUUAGGUCAUGAGAGACUUCAAGUGCUUUUACUGUAAUGAUAGAUGCCGUCCUUUCCAAAGCCUGGAAGCAGUGAGGAAGCAUAUGAUAGCAAAAGGCCACUGCCGGGUUCGUUAUGGUGAUGGUGAAGACGACGAAGAAGCGGAGUUGGAAGAGUUCUACGAUUACAGCAGCAGGUGUCAUCUCAUUUAUUUAUUUUCUUUGGUUUUUUAUGAACUAUUUUUCGUCAAAUUUAGUUGACUAAAGGGGUUGUGUUUUUUUCUCUUCAGCUAUGAGGGCAUGGAUGGAAGUCAACUUGUGGUUGCAGACGACGAAAAUCAGAAUGUUGAACUCGGAUAUGGCGGCUCCGAGCUCAUAAUAACCAAGAGAAGUGAGAAUGGGGUAUCUGUAAAGACGUUCGGUUCUCGUGAGUUUUUGCGGUACUACCGGCAGAAACCCCGCCCAUCCGUCUCGAGGGAUGUGGCCCUGGCUAUCUCACUAGCUUCAAGGUACAUUUUGGCCUUUGAGCUUUCCCACAUCGUGCUUGGUAUCUAGGGUUUAAGACUUUCUUAGGGUUUGGCCCUAAGACUUUUCUUAUUUCACCAUGUUUGAUCUAUGAGGUUUAAGAUUUUAUUAUCUGGCCCUUGGGCUCUCUUAGUGUUCUAUAUUUGGUAUUUUAGGGUUUAAGAUCUUGGGGUUUUGGGCUCACGACUUUUUUAUUCGUCAUGGUUGACUAUUUCACUCACUAUUAUCUGAAGAUCAAUACGUAAACAUGCGAUCACAAUCCUGUAUUCUGAAUGAUCGUCAGGUAUAAGAGCAUGGGCCUGGUGACGGUGCAGUCGAGGGAGCAGAUACUGAGGAAGAAGAUCCAGCGGGAGCUGAGCCGAUCAGGAGUCGAGACCAUGCGCUCUAAGAUCGGGAUGAAGAGCAAUGUCAUCAGGAACCUCCCCAAGAACGUUCCCUAUUGA